Messenger RNA from Chiloscyllium plagiosum (whitespotted bambooshark), 6598 nucleotides. RefSeq names its product tight junction protein 1a (gene tjp1a). Gene Ontology annotation, molecular function: cell adhesion molecule binding. Lineage: Eukaryota; Metazoa; Chordata; Chondrichthyes; Orectolobiformes; Hemiscylliidae. Gene Ontology annotation, biological process: protein localization to cell-cell junction; positive regulation of blood-brain barrier permeability; cell-cell junction organization. Gene Ontology annotation, cellular component: bicellular tight junction; plasma membrane. The record is from RefSeq and is a predicted model, not a curated record.
AUUGGUCAGUGCCGGGAGCCUCGCGGCCUUGUUGUUUUGUGCCCGUGGAACCGGCCGCCGGAGUUCGAGAGGAUAGCAGUUUGGAGCCUAGUAGACACGGGGAUUGUCCCAGCUGAGUGGCUCUUUCACUAUCGCACAAGGAUGCCCGCCUGCAGUCUGUGAGCCGGAGCAGCAUUGCUGACCGAGGCCAGCAUUCGUGCUUUUCCCUUAGAGAACUGCGAAAACAAGAUGUCCGCCCGGGCGGCCGGAGUAGUGGGCAAGACGACAGUUAUGGAGGAAACGGUGAUCUGGGAACAGCAGACAGUUACACUUCACAGGGCUCCUGGAUUUGGGUUUGGAAUUGCCAUAUCCGGAGGAAAAGAUAAUCCACAUUUCCAAAGUGGGGAAACUUCAAUUGUAAUUUCUGAUGUUUUGAAAGGAGGCCCUGCUGAAGGAUUGCUACAUGAGAAUGAUCGGGUCGCGAUGGUUAAUGGAGUUUCAAUGGAUAAUGUUGAACAUGCUUUUGCUGUCCAGCAGCUACGGAAAAGUGGAAAGAAUGCAAAAAUUACAAUUAGGAGAAAACGAAAAAUUCAGAUGCCAGUCUCAAGACCGGAGCCAGACCGUCAGCCCAUUUCAGAACCUGAGGAUGACAGUUAUGAGGAAGAGGAAGUGUACGAUCGAAAAAGUGGAAGAAGUGGACCAAGUCCCUACAGUGGGAGGCGGAGUGAGAGGAGCAUUGGGAGGAGAGAAGGGAGCAGAGAGAGAAGCUUGUCACCAAGAUCAGAACGACGAUCAGUGUCAUCAAAUCUUCCACCAAAACCCAUCAAAGUGACAUUGGUCAAAUCUAGGAAGAGUGAAGAGUACGGUCUGCGAUUAGCAAGCCACAUUUUUGUAAAGGAGAUUUCAUCAGAGGGGCUGGCUGCCAAGGACGGCAACAUUCAUGAGGGAGAUGUAGUAUUGAAGAUCAAUGGUACUGUGACAGAAAACAUGUCACUAGGAGAUGCAAAGAAGCUAAUUGAGAGGUCAAAGGGGAAGCUUAAAAUGGUGGUGCAGAGAGAUGAGAGAGCCACUCUCCUUAACGUGCCUGAUUUGGAUGACAGCAUUCCCUCUGCAAAUGCUUCUGAAAGAGAUGAUAUUUCAGAAAUUCAUUCAUUGGUAUCUGAUCAUUCCAACCGUUCAAAUGAAAGACCACGGCUACGCAAUCGUUCACGUUCGCCAGACAAACGGUCAGACUGGUCUGACCAUUCACACCAUUCUCCACAGCCCAUCAGUAACGGGAGUCAAAGAUCUCGUGAAGAUGAUGUGAUUAGAGGACCCAAGGCUGGAGCUGUGUCCACACCAGUGAAAAAUACCGAAGAGUUGUUUGUAGCUAAAGCUGUCGAAGAGCCUAUGACUGCAGUUGUUGACGAGAGAACAGAGAAACAGGUUCCUCCAUUACCAGAACCGAAGCCUGUGUAUGCUCAACCUGGUCAGCCUGAUGUGGAUUUGCCUGUUAGCCCAUCUGAUGCACCUAUUCCAAACUCGUCGCAUGAUGAUGGAAUGUUGAGACCAAGUAUGAAGCUUGUGAAGUUUAAGAAGGGCGAAAGUGUUGGGCUGCGCCUGGCUGGUGGAAAUGAUGUGGGAAUAUUUGUUGCUGGAGUAUUGGAAGAUAGUCCUGCAGCUAAAGAAGGUUUAGAGGAAGGAGAUCAGAUCCUCAGAGUAAAUAAUGUGGACUUUGCAAAUAUCAUCCGUGAGGAAGCUGUCCUGUUCCUGCUUGACCUUCCAAAAGGAGAUGAGGUCACUAUUCUUGCACAGCAGAAGAAAGAUGUUUACCGGCGUAUUGUGGAAUCUGAUGUGGGCGAUUCUUUCUACAUACGGACUCACUUUGACUAUGAAAAGGAAUCGCCGUAUGGUUUAAGUUUUAACAGAGGCGAGGUAUUCCGAGUGGUGGAUACACUGUAUAAUGGGAAGCUGGGUUCCUGGCUUGCAAUUCGAAUUGGCAAAAACCAUAAGGAGGUGGAAAGGGGCAUCAUUCCAAACAGAAACAGAGCUGAACAGAUGUCUAGUGUGCAGUACACACUACCCAAGACUGCUGGUGGGGAUCGGGCGGACUUUUGGCGGUUUCGUGGACUUCGUAGUUCAAAGAGAAAUUUGAGAAAAAGCAGAGAAGAUCUUGCAGCUCAGCCAGUUCAUACCAAGUUUCCAGCUUAUGAGAGAGUAGUCCUUCGAGAAGCUGGUUUCCUGAGGCCAGUAGUCAUCUUUGGACCUCUUGCUGAUGUUGCUCGAGAGAAACUUGGACGGGAAGAACCAGAUUUGUACGAAAUUGCAAGGAGUGAGCCCAGAGAUGCUGGCACUGAUCAACGCAGUUCUGGAAUUAUUCGACUACAUACAAUCAAACAAGUCAUUGACAGGGAUAAGCAUGCAGUAUUGGACAUUACUCCAAAUGCAGUGGACCGUUUGAAUUAUGCACAGUGGUACCCAAUCGUAAUUUUCCUAAAUCCUGAUUCCAAACAAGGUGUUAAGAUCAUGCGGCAAAGACUUUGUCCCGAGUCCCGAAAGAGUGCUAGAAAGUUGUUUGAGCGUGCUUUGAAACUACGUAAAAACAAUCAUCAUCUAUUCACAUCUAACAUCAAUUUGAAUUCGAUGAACGAAGGCUGGUAUGGGGCUCUGAAGGAAUCUGUUCAGCAGCAACAGAGCCAGUUAGUUUGGGUCUCAGAGGGCAAGGCUGAUGGUACAGCAGAGGAUGAUCUUGACUUGCACGAUGAUCGCUUGUCAUAUUUGUCAGCUCCAGGCAGUGAGUACUCUAUGUACAGCACAGACAGUAGACACACUUCAGAUUAUGAUGACACAGAUACUGAAGGUGGUGCCUACACUGACCAAGAAUUGGAUGAGACUCUCAACGAUGAAAUUGGUCCUACAGAAUCUGCCAUAACUAGGUCCUCAGAACCUGUACGAGAUGAUUCGUCAAUGAUGCACUCUGAGUCAAUGGCGCCGGCCUUCCCAUCCUAUCCAGUACAAGUUCAGAGAGUGGACUCUCCUGUGUACAAGCCUUUGUCUAAUCAACAGAAAGCAGAUAUUCCUUCUGCAGUCCCUAAUUCAUCCCAGCAGCUUGAAUCAAUUUCUGUGAUGACUGUGCCCUCUAGAGUCAAUACCAUAGUAGACCUAAGUAAUGUGAGACAAGAGGAGAAUGCUUCUCCUCCCCACAGCAGCCCUGAGUCCCAGAUCAACUCUUACAGAAAACCCAGUCCUGAACUACCUCAUGUUAUUGAUUCCAUCAGUCCUGAGAGGCUGAGAGAUCCAGAACCGACAGCAACUCGAACUGCAGAACCAACAAAGAUAUACAAAAAAGAUUCGUACAACAAUGAACUUCCAAGGCAAAGUUAUGACAUCAAGCAGCCAGUAGGCAACCAUCCUGCACUGAGAAUUGAUAAAGACCGACAAGUUUAUGAACCACAACAUCAGAACAUUGAGGAACAGACACGUUAUAGAAAUGGAUCUCAAACAAAAUAUGAGCAGCAGCUCUCCCCAAGUUUUGGACCUAUAUCGCAUUAUGAGGAAAGUUUACGUGGUUACAAUGAUAAGUGGCUACACUAUAACGAAAAACCUACUCAACAUGACCAACCUCCACCUUAUUUUGAGGACCAGCAUCCACUUGACUAUGAUCCAAAGCACACUGAACAUUAUCCAGAUCGUGACUACCAUCCAGUUCAUGAAGAGCUGCCAUUUACAGGCUAUGAGAAUAGAAUGCCACGUUAUGAAAAGCCAGUUAAAAGCUACAAACCUUCACAGCCACAUUACAAUGGUCAACUCCUUCAUGGCUAUGAUCAACCUCUUCAUAGCUAUGAUCCUCGUCCUCAAUAUGAACCUGAUCCUCAAGCUUUUCAUCCACCAACCUCCAAGUCUCCGGAAUCACAACAGCAGUCUUUUGAGUCCCAAGUCAGAAGCUAUGACCAGGGCCGAUCCCAAGAAUAUAAUUCCCUCCCUCAGCAAUUUGAACCAGUCCAGAACACAGAUACCUUUCCUCCUCCUCCACCUCCUCACUCUAAAGGUGCUGAGUCUGCACAUUCUGUUAGUAAGCCAUUGCCUCCACCACCCAUAAAGCCAAAUGUUGAUGAGGAUGUGGAUCCAGCAAUGAAGCCACAAUCAGUGCUUACCCGAGUGAAACUGUUUGAAAGUAAAAAGUCCAUUUCAUCAAAGGCCAAGGACCCCACCGAAAUAACUUCAGUGAGGCCACCUGAAGUAGCUCCUAAACCUGUGUUAGUUCCGGUCGCUCCUUCCAAGUCAAUUAUUCAGUCAACACCAGAACAGGAGAAACCUUCGCACUUAUACAGAGGUCCUGAAACACAGAUGAAACUUCCAGAAGAAGCUCCACGAAUAAAUCAUUACAGCGCAGACGAAGAUGAGGAAGAUUAUAGGAAGCAGUUGUCUUAUUUUGGCCGCAGAAACUUGGAACAAAAGCCAGCAACUCAGCUUCCUGCCAACAGCCAUCCUGAAUCUGUGAAAUCAUCAGAACCUGUACUUCAGUCUAACUACACUGGAUACUUACCCAGGAGUACACAAACAAACUUCGAUCAUGUUAUCAAAUCUAGCAUCAAUGAGAAGAAAUAUGACUCUGUAUCACAAUUGCCCGGCCUUCAGUCACGGUACGGGCCACCACCACCAUCUAGUUUGAACUCUUCAGUGUCACUGCCAGUGCAUCCCAAGCUUUCUCCACCUGAAGUGAAUUCAAUGCCUCGGGACAUGCCCAGUCUUCUACAGUCAAAGCCAGAACUCCCUCCUCCAAGCAAGGCUCAAGCUUUCAGAUCUACUGCUCGAGAUGAAACUGUUCAUUCAAAUUUUUAUCCGCAGAAAAGUUUUCCUGUUUCUGAAAGAGCCCCUGUAAAUGGAAUGGAGCAGACCCAGAAGCAAACAGCUGCAGCAUACAAUCGAUUCACCCCAAAGCCGUACACAAGUGCCGCACGGCCUUUUGAGCGCAAGUUUGAGAGCCCAAAAUUUGAUCACAACCUCCUACCUAGUGAACCUCCGAUACAAACCAAACCAGAGCCACCCUCAAAAAUGCAUAGUUCUCCACAUCCUGCAGAUUUUGAUAGUGGCACUGACACAUUCCCCAAGCCGUCUGACCACAGAUCUAAAUAUCACACCAACAACAUCCACGCAGUACCUAAAGCCAUUCCUGUAAGCCCUAGUGCAUUGGAAGAUGAUGAUGAUGAUAGUCACACGGUAGUUGCAACAGCUCGGGGAAUUUUUGACAGCAAUGGUGGUGUGCUGAGCUCUGUUGAGACUGGAGUGAGUAUCAUAAUUCCAAAGGGAGCCAUUCCAGAAGGAGUGGAACAGGAAAUCUACUUUAAGGUCUGCAGAGACAACAGUAUCCUCCCUCCUCUGGACAAAGAGAAAGGUGAAACACUCCUGAGCCCACUGGUGAUGUGUGGACCCCAUGGCUUGAAGUUCCUGAAGCCUGUGGAGCUGCGCUUACCUCACUGUGCGUCUAUGACUCCAGAUGGUUGGUCUUUUGCUCUAAAAUCCUCAGAUUCCUCGUCGGGUGAUCCUAAGAGCUGGCAGAACAAAUCCCUACCUGGAGACCCUAAUUACCAUGUGGGGACAAAUUGUGUCUCAGUUUUAAUUGAUCACUUUUAAAGGUGAAAGUGGGUUAUUGACAAUUAUGUCAGGAUAUCUAGGCAGUGGAUGGAACACAGAUUUAAGCAAUAACCUGCUAUCUCACAAUCAAAAAGCAGGUUGUUGGACAAACUAAAAUGUAAAUGCUUACAUUCUAAAUUCUGUGAAAAGAAUUGCAGAUGAGUUUGAAGUGAUACAAGUCUGAAUUGUAACAUUUUCCCAGUUUUGAGUUAACCAGCAGGGAUGCCUUACAUUUAGUUUUGUAGCUGUGAUUUAAAAUACUAAAUAGAUUUUUCUACAUUCUAUAACUUUAGAAUCUUUACAUGUUUAUAAGGUAACCAUAUCCUAGUUUGAAUAUACAUGCUACUUUUCUAUGUCUUUUAGUUUGGCUUUGAGUGUGUAUAGUUGGUUGGCAGGAACUUCUGAACAAAUUAAGUUUGGAUGUCCUGCUAUGCUGUGGGAUUGGUAGAAAAGUUGCGAAGAUUUGUGGCUGUACAUAAACCCUGAUUUCACCUUGGAACUCGGUUUGUAAAUUAACAUUUUUUUAUGUCUUAUUUUGUAUAAAACAAACUGAAAAGAACUUUCUAAAGAGAAUCUUUAUAUUCUGUCGCUAUGAGGCCUUUUGAGCAGUUGUAUAAUUGCAGCAAUAAAAUCAACAUUUACAAUUUAAAAAAACAUUUAAAUUUCUACAGCUUUGUAAUAAUGUUGCUGUCUUCUUUGAGAAUGACGUUUUUCUGUGUAAAGGCACUGCGUCCUUUGUUUUAAGGCACUGUUUGGGAAUGUUGGAGUGCAAUGAGGGAUCUUUGAAUAAAGUGACAGGUUACUGUACUGUGUGCUGAAAAUGUAUUUUUGUACUAAUGGACAAUUUAUUCUGGCACAGCAGUACGUGGCUCAUUGGGGAUUCUAACAUGGCUUCUGUUAAUCACUUCACUUUCAAAUGGGGCUGACUUUAUUUCCUGUGAUUACUCAAAUUACACGUUUCUAAAUAUAUCAUUAUUAUUGAAUAAAACUCUUUUUAAAAUAUCAA